Molecule: messenger RNA, 3438 nt
Organism: Carassius carassius (crucian carp)
Lineage: Eukaryota; Metazoa; Chordata; Actinopteri; Cypriniformes; Cyprinidae
Gene: slc7a2
Product: solute carrier family 7 member 2
Exons: 12
Coding region: 228-2153 (641 amino acids)
Biological process (GO): transmembrane transport; amino acid transport
Cellular component (GO): plasma membrane
Molecular function (GO): amino acid transmembrane transporter activity
Source: RefSeq, a predicted model, not a curated record
GUGCAGUUGUGGGGUGACAUGACAUUUGAGCUUGAGGAAGGAAGGAGCAAACUUUGGAAGGACUGACUUGGAUCUCUCUGAGCCGUGAGGUUUUUAAAGAAAUCAGUGGAGUUCCCUGAGAGGCGUGUGUACGGAGGCGUGUAUGUGUGUGUUUGCAUGAAAUUGUAAAACAUUACAUUACGUCCAUAAGGCAAUUCUCUCAUCAGGUGUUUGUGGUAACAGGAAGAAUGCUGGAACAUUGCCUCACAUUUGGUCGCUCCCUUGUGAGGAGGAAGAAUGUGGACCAGGACUCUUUGGAAGAGUCCAAGCUGUGCCGCUGCCUCUCCACUGUUGAUCUGAUUGCCCUCGGGGUGGGAAGUACACUUGGGGCCGGUGUCUAUGUGCUCGCAGGGGAGGUAGCCAAAGGCAGUUCAGGCCCCAGCAUUGUGGUGUCUUUCCUCAUCGCUGCUCUUGCAUCUGUGAUGGCCGGCCUGUGUUAUGCCGAGUUUGGUGCGCGGGUACCAAAGACGGGCUCAGCCUAUCUGUACAGCUAUGUGACUGUGGGGGAGCUCUGGGCAUUCAUAACAGGAUGGAACCUCAUUCUGUCAUACGUCAUAGGGACAUCUAGUGUGGCACGUGCCUGGAGUGGGACGUUUGAUGAGAUUAUAGGGGGCCACAUUGAAAAGUUCUGCAAAAUGUACUUCAGAAUGAGUUUGCCUGGCCUAGCAGAGUACCCUGAUUUCUUUGCUGUCUGCCUGAUCUUAUUACUGUCAGGCCUUCUCUCCUUUGGGGUGAAAGAAUCAGCUUGGGUCAACAAAAUCUUCACAGCUGUAAACGUGCUUGUGCUGGUGUUUGUUAUUAUCUCUGGGUUUGUCAAAGGAGACUCGCUCAAUUGGAAUAUAUCUGAGGAAUCUCUCAUAAAUGUUACAAUUGUCAAAAGGAAUCUCUCACACACUGCUAAUGUCACUAGCGAUUAUGGGUCAGGGGGAUUUUUCCCUUAUGGCUUUGGUGGGACACUCGCUGGUGCCGCCACCUGCUUUUAUGCCUUUGUGGGAUUUGAUUGCAUUGCAACCACAGGUGAGGAGGUGAAGAAUCCCCAGAGGGCCAUUCCCAUUGGGAUAGUUGUUUCCCUGCUGGUCUGCUUUCUCGCCUACUUUGGUGUUUCAGCCGCCCUCACCCUCAUGAUGCCCUACUACCUGCUGGAUGAGAGGAGUCCCCUGCCUUUGGCUUUUGAAUAUGUGGGCUGGGGGCCUGCCAAAUAUGUUGUAGCGGCAGGAUCGCUCUGUGCUUUAUCAACCAGUCUGCUGGGCUCCAUUUUCCCAAUGCCGCGUGUAAUCUAUGCUAUGGCACAGGAUGGGGUGCUUUUCAAAGUGUUAGCCCAAAUCAAUCCUAAGACGAAGACCCCUCUUAUUGCUACAAUGUCUUCAGGUGUAGUUGCAGCUGUCAUGGCUUUCCUAUUUGACUUGAAAGCGCUGGUGGACAUGAUGUCUAUCGGAACCUUGCUGGCAUACUCUUUGGUGGCUGCUUGUGUUCUAAUCCUUAGGUAUCAGCCGGAUGCUGCGUUUGAGAGGUCUAGGAUCAGUGAAGGCAAGGAAAAGGUUGGUGAGUCUGAACUGACAGAGUCUGAGUCUCACCUGAACAUGCUGAAGGAUGGACGCGUAACCCUGCGCUCUCUGCUCAACCCUCCACUGCUGCCCACUGAACAGACCUCCACUGCGGUCAACGUGUCUGUUGUGAUCAUAGUGUUUGUUGUGUGUGUUAUUAGCUCACUCAACACAUACUACGGACAGGCCAUUAUUGCUAUGGAGCCUUGGGCCCUGGGGGUCUUAGGGGCAUCUUUGUUCAUCUUCAUCAUGUGCAUCCUUCUGAUUUGCAGACAACCUCAGACAAGGAAGAAGGUUUCCUUCAUGGUUCCUCUGUUGCCCUUUCUACCCAUCUUGAGUGUAUUUGUCAACGUGUAUCUCAUGGUUCAGCUCAGCGGAGACACGUGGAUCCGUUUCUCCAUCUGGAUGGCUAUAGGUUUCUUCAUUUAUUUUGGAUAUGGAAUCUGGCAUAGUGAUGAACGUAAGAGGCAUCUACAGAACUGUGGUGUUGCGACGGAGAAAAAGAAACUGACAGGAAAUGAAGGCACUGUGGAAUAUGUGACGCACAUAGAGAAGACUAGCCCAUGUUAAAGAACAGCAGAUAAACUAUAAUAGUAACUAGCUGUUAUCCACGGCAUUCACCAACCAGCUGAUAGACCUGUGUUUUCAGCUCUGCCUUUACAGUCACUGCCAUCAUGAACAAUCACUGUAACACCUCUCAGUGCUGAUGCUCUCAUCUGUGAUGUGAUAGCAGGACGUUAGGGGUGUGCAAUCUGGCAUUAGAAAUUCAAUGCAUUGAUUACGGAAUUGAUUCUUUACCCAAUAUAAGCUUAUAUUUGUGACUUAAUAUAAAACACACAUAAUAGAUAUAAAACAUACAUUAUAAUGAAUAGUAGCAAAAUAACUAAACAUGAGUAGUGACCAAGUUGUGAUCUAAUUUUUUUUACAAUUGUUUUAUUUUAUUAAUUUUUAUUAAUAAAUCAUUAGAAUAGCAUUGAAUUGUUGGCAUAGCAAAUAUUUUCACCCCUGUAAGACAUACCUCUGUGUUUGAAGCAAUUUGCUUUUUAAAUGUGUUUUGAUGAAAAAGGGAUAGCUUGGUUUUGUUUUUGUUUUUUUUUUCAAAUUUUUUUUUUGCAUGAAAGUAUUUCCACAGACAGUAUCCUAAGAUUUCUUCCACUGUUAGUUUGUUAAAAAAAAAUAAUAAAAAAAAAAAAAGAAAAAAAAAAAGAAAUAAAAAAAAAGAAAAAAAAAAGAAAAGGAAGCAACCAUUUAUAGCAUUUAUACUUAGUUUUAAAUGUAUGGGAUACGUGGUAAAGUGGCAUUAUUAAAUAAUGUGGAACACCCGAAGAAAUAUCGGUAAAGCCAUGAUAAUGGUGAAUGUCCAGCUUCACUGCAUGUCUACAUGAUUGACCUGUCUUGUUAAAGUGUUUAAUUGUAAGAUUUAGUAUUAAUUAUUUUAACUUACAGUAUAUGCCUGAGAUGUUAAGCUGUUUGGAUAACACUAUUUCAUGUCUUCUUUUUAUUCUGAUAAACACUAUUUUUUAUCUUAACCUAUGUUACAUGUGUUGUGUAACUAUCGCUGAAUGUUUGACAGAGAUAUCUUACAAUGUACAGUAUUCAUCUGUUGUUUAACAACCAGAAGGUCUGAUGAUGUUGAAGAGGAGCAAGUAUGUAUGUAUGUUUUGUCUUGUAAAAUUAACAUUUUUUCCCACUUUAUUUACUUUAUAGAUUUUUUUUACUCUACAAUUAAGUAAUCUAACAUUUUCUGAAACACUAUGAUGAAUAAGCAACAAUCUACACUACGUUGUACACUGCGGUCAUUCAAUACAUGACAAUAUGUUUAAUCCAGCUGACAAAGUGAUGCAAGCAGUGGCCU